AAAUUCUUUGAUUCAUUUGUAUCCUUUCUGUAGCUUAGCUGUCUACGUCUGGGUAAGCGGCGGAAGCUCUCUGCCCUUAGCGCCACUCUAUGUCCAUACCUCACCAUACUGAUAUAUACAUAUAUAAAUAUAUAUGCACGCACAUCUAGGUGAAGGGUGAAAACUAAGAUUUGAUAAUUUCGAAGAAAUUUCUUCUAUCAAUUUCUCCUUUUCGAUCGUAGUCUCUGCAAGUAAAUCGUCUCGGUGUAAUAGCUAUGGCGGGGAAGCUCAUGCGCGCGGUUCAGUACGACAGUUAUGGCGGCGGAGCUGCUGCUUUGAAGGUUUCUUUCUCCGAUCGCCUCUUUACUACUCUCUCUCGUUUUAUUUUUCGGCGCCUUCAGUUGUAUGAUUGUAUGUUUGGAUUUAGAGAAGCUCGAUAUUCCUUGACGAAGGUUUUUUUUUUUUUUUGUGUAAUUUUAUAAUUUUAUUCGCCGUAAUUAAUUUUCGGGUUUGACUUUUCUUUAUUGCUUAUGCUAUCGCGUUUGUUUCAUUUUUUCCUUGAGUUUUUGUGGUUCUGAAUAUCUCUAGAGCGAGUUGUUUGGAUAAGAUCUAACGAAAAUGAUUGAAAUAAAUAUAUAAAUAUAGUUAACUUUUUUUCUGUGGGUUGUCAUGACCAUCUAAGUAUGAGCUAAGCGAUGUGGUUUAUAAUACCUUUUGUCGAUGAGUUCUAUCAAGGGUGUUGUGACAAUUGGUAGCAUAGCCCAGCCCCACGCUCUAGUCCACCUGAGGCGUUAUGGGCCGUCACGAAUUGUUGGCGGUGGUAUGGUAUGAGCCGCCGCCCGCCUGCGGCGGAUUGGAAGCGUGGUGGUUUGUCAUGAUCUAUCCCACAUCUAAAGUGUGUGUGGCGGCGGAUAUCAAUCGCUUGUGGUGUGUGUGUGAGCCACCGCAUGGCGGCGGAUCGAAGUGUGUGUGAGCCGCUGCGGGUGGGUGGUGGAUAUCCCACAUCUAAAACGUGUGAGCUGCCGUGGGCAAUGGAUCGGAAGCGUGGUAGUUUGGAUAUCAGCUGUUGCAAGCGACGGAUUGGAAGCGUGCAAGUUGAACUUCCAGUUCCUACUCCAAGUAAGGGUGAAGUCCUGCUGAAGCUGGAAGCUACAACCUUAAAUCCUGUUGAUUGGAAAGUUCAGAAAGGCUUUCUUCGUCCUUUUAUUCCCAAGAAAUUUCCUUAUAUUCCUGGUACCGAUGUAGCUGGAGAAGUUGUGGAGGUCGGCCCCGGAGUAGAAAACUUCAAACCUGGUGAUAAAGUUAUUGGUGCCUUCAGUCACGGUACAGGAGGUGGUUUGGCAGAAUAUGCAGUGGCUAAGAUAGAUGUAACGUUUCCAAGGCCUCCUGAAGUAUCAGCUGCUGAUGGAGCAAGCUUCCCCAUAGCCGGCUGCACGGCUCACGGGGCCCUCACGUCGGCCGGGCUCAAGUUCGACGGCAGUGGCCCCCAGAAGAACAUCCUCGUCACCGCCGCCUCCGGCGGUGUCGGCCACUUCGCCGUCCAGCUCGCGAAGCUGGGGAACGCGCACGUCACCGCCACUUGCGGGGCCCGCAACAUCGACCUCGUGAGGAGCCUCGGGGCAGACGAGGUGCUCGACUACAAGACCCCGGAGGGCGCGGCCCUCAAGAGCCCGUCGGGCAAGAAGUACGACGCGGUGAUCCAGUGCGCGUCGUCCAUCCCGUGGUCGGUGUUCGAGCCGAACCUGAGCCCCAGCGGGAAGGUGAUCGAGCUCACGCCUGGGGUGAGCCACAUGUGGACUUUCGCCGUGAAGAAGCUCACGUUCUCCAAGAAGCAACUGGUGCCGUUCGUCAACUCUGUCAAGGCGGAGAAUGUGCAGUUCCUCGCUGAGCUGGUGAAGCAGGGGAAGCUGAAGACGGUGAUCGACUGCAAGUACCCGUUGAGCGAAGCCGCAGCCGCCUGGGCGAAGAGCAUCGACGGCCAUGCUACCGGAAAGAUCGUCGUUGAGCAGUAGAUGGAGGUGAUCCUCAUUGUUGUGACUAAGGUAAUGAGAAAACGAUGUCUUGCUUGUCGAAUGUGUUGUGUGUUAUAGUGAUGUCGUUGUGUACACACAUGUAUUGCUAUUACCAAUAAAUUACUCUUUUUAAGUUAAAGAAAUGUUUUUGCAAUUUUUCUUUGAAACCAAGUGUUUAGUUAGUUGAUUGAGUAUAAUAAUACCUUCAAAUUUAAUUGGAAUUAGAUUGCCACUCUAAAUGCUUGCUAACUCCAAAUGCUUCGGAAAUUUAUACCAUGAGCUAAUUAUAUUUA
Salvia miltiorrhiza (redroot sage) is the source of this 2284-nucleotide messenger RNA. RefSeq names its product chloroplast envelope quinone oxidoreductase homolog. Lineage: Eukaryota; Viridiplantae; Streptophyta; Magnoliopsida; Lamiales; Lamiaceae. The record is from RefSeq and is a predicted model, not a curated record. The transcript has 4 exons. Gene Ontology annotation, molecular function: oxidoreductase activity. The coding region runs from base 927 to 1991 and encodes 354 amino acids.